AUGGUCACAGACACGACGCUCUCCUACCUCUCCAACGCGCUCGGCAGCAGCGCCUUGGUCCUGAUCAUUGCCUAUCAUAUUCUCGCCGUCUCGACGAAGCGCCAAGUCGACUCGCUCUCGGAUGCAAGCGUGCAGGCCCAAAAGAGCCCGGCCACCGCGCACUAA
Molecule: messenger RNA, 165 nt
Organism: Malassezia restricta
Lineage: Eukaryota; Fungi; Basidiomycota; Malasseziomycetes; Malasseziales; Malasseziaceae
Exons: 2
Coding region: 1-165 (54 amino acids)
Source: RefSeq, a predicted model, not a curated record